Otolemur garnettii (small-eared galago) is the source of this 1220-nucleotide messenger RNA. RefSeq names its product hydroxycarboxylic acid receptor 1 (gene HCAR1). Gene Ontology annotation, biological process: G protein-coupled receptor signaling pathway. Gene Ontology annotation, cellular component: membrane. The coding region runs from base 106 to 1137 and encodes 343 amino acids. Lineage: Eukaryota; Metazoa; Chordata; Mammalia; Primates; Galagidae. The record is from RefSeq and is a predicted model, not a curated record. The transcript has a single exon. Gene Ontology annotation, molecular function: G protein-coupled receptor activity.
UCCGACCCGCAGCAGCUGGGUGAGUGGUAGCGUUCAGAUAAGCAUCUGUGCCUCUGUGGGGACUCUGGGACCGCUUGGCACCCAGGACACUUGUCCUCUCCUGUCAUGUACAACGGAUCUUGCUGCCUCAUAGAGGGGGACCCCAUCUCUGGGGUGAUGCCACCGCUGCUCAUUCUGGCCUUUGUGCUGGGUGCCCUGGGCAACGGGCUCGCCCUAUGCGGCUUCUGCUUCCACAUGAAGACCUGGAAGCCGAGCACUAUUUACCUUUUCAACUUGGCUGUGGCUGAUUUCCUCCUCGUGAUCUGCUUGCCCCUUCGGACAGACUAUUACCGCAGACAGCGACACUGGGCCUUUGAGGACAUACCCUGUCGGCUGGUGCUGUUCAUGGUCGCCAUGAACAGGGCUGGGAGCAUUGUAUUCCUCACGGUGGUGGCUGUGGACAGGUAUUUCAAGGUGGUCCACCCCCACCAUAUGGUGAACACCAUCUCCAACCGGACAGCAGCUGGCAUUGUCUGUGCCCUUUGGACCAUGGUCAUCCUGGGGACUCUGUACCUUUUAACGGAGAACCACCUGUGUGUGCAAGAGAAGGCUGUGUCUUGUGAGAGCUUCAUCAUGGAAUCUGCCAAUGGCUGGCACGACAUCAUGUUCCAGCUGGAGUUCUUUUUGCCUCUAGGCAUCAUCUUGUUCUGCUCCUUCAAGAUUGUUUGGAGCCUGAAGCAGAGGCAGCAGCUGGCCAGACAGACUCGGAUGAAGAAGGCAAUUCGGUUCAUCAUGGUGGUGGCUGUCGUGUUUGUCACAUGCUACCUGCCUAGCGUGUUGGCCAGACUGUAUUUCCUCUGGACAAUGCCCUCGAGCGCCUGCAAUGCCUCUGUCCACGUAGCCCUCCAUGUCACCCUCAGCUUCACCUACCUGAACAGCAUGCUGGAUCCCUUGGUGUAUUACUUUUCAAGUCCCUCAUUUCCCAAAUUCUACACUAAGCUCAAAAUCCGCAGUCUGAGACCCAAGCAGCCAGGACAUUCAAAGACACCGAGGCUGGAGGAGAUGCCAAUCUCAGACCUCUGUCGCAAGAGUUGCAUCAGCAUGGCAAAUAGUUUCCAAAGCCGGUCUGAUGUUCGCCGGGAUCUCCAAAUGUGUUGAAUGGCACUAAGGAAACAGACCAACUUCUAGAAGGACAGAUUGGCAACUUAGAAUUAACCCCUAAAGGGUAGGGGUUUUGAAAA